Pogona vitticeps (central bearded dragon) is the source of this 10328-nucleotide messenger RNA. The record is from RefSeq and is a predicted model, not a curated record. Lineage: Eukaryota; Metazoa; Chordata; Lepidosauria; Squamata; Agamidae.
GCAACAAUAACAACAAGGCGGAAGAAGCGGAAGAAGGAGGAGGAAGAAGGUGGUGCUUUUUUUGCCGGCUGCCCGGGCCGAGCGGGGCGGGGAUGGCGGAGGCCGUCCGACCCCGGAGCCGAGCCAAGGCCAGCCGGGGCAGAGCCAAGGAAAAAAAGCAAAAAGCUGAAGAGGAGGAGAGGGUUCCAUCUCCGCUGCCCCUUUCCAGCAGAAUUGCACACGAAGGAGGGGCUUAUCGGCCUGGCAGCCCCCAAGGGGAACGGCUUUCAGAGCCCAAGCCUUGCACUAAAGUGAAGGAAGAAGAAAAAAAUGGGAAGGAUGCCCCGGAGAAAGCGCGCGCCGUUGAUAAUGAAGGACCCCCAUCAGCACCUGCGUCAAAGCCUGCGACACAGGUGGACGAAUCCAGAGAAGGUUUGAAGGGGGAAAAAGAGGUGGGAGAAACCAGAGAGUCAGAAACGGCAACCUCUAGCCCGUCAGUGAGUCGUGCUCCUAGCGCGCCUUUGCCAUUGGGGCCGGACCCAGCGACUGCGAAUGAGUGCUCUGUAAAGCACCCAGUUCCCCUGCCUGAUUCCGCAGAGGUUCUCGCCACCGCCUCUGUCCCCGAUGAAGAACGCGUCCAGACCUCCGGUUUCAAAACGCUGUAUCCAAAGCUGCCCUUGGAGUUGUUCAGCGAGAGGUUGUCCGAUCUUUCCCUGGAGCCCCCCGUCCCGAAGAGGAGGCUCUAUCCGGAGAUCCCGGCGGAACCCGAGCUGGCCCCGUUCACCAAAGAGCAGCUGAAGGUCUUCGAGCCGGGCUCUUGGCUGGAGAACGUCAACGCCUACGUGGAGGAGUUUGGGAGCCUCGCACACCAAGACCGACACGAGUUCUUUGAGCUGCUGCUGAACUAUUGCCGCUGCCGGAAACAGCUGCUGCUGGCGGAGGCGGAGCAGCAGGCCUUAGCCGCCGACUGCCGAAACACCAAAGGGCGCCUGUGGACGUUUCAGGACGAGCAGCAGUCUGUCCAGGCAGUGUGUGCUGACCAGUGCAAAGUGUCCGGCCAUCAUCGUUACCAGACGGUCGCGAUGAACGAGGGGGCCUUGGGGGACCUGAAGCGUCUCUUUGAGACCCAGGCUGAGCACGUCCAUCAGACUCUGGCCUUGCACUGUUACACCUCCGUGUUGUCCCGCCUGCAGGUGGAGUCUUACCUUUACGGACUGCUCAGUGGCUCUCCCUCACUGAGGGCCAUGGGCGUCCAGCAGGAAGAACCAGCCCUUAAAGAAGGAGAAAGCACAUCCUCAGACCUGGGCGCCUUGAAAGAAUGCAUCAGUGUACUCUUCAGUUUCACCCGCAGACUCGUUGAAGACGCGCAGUUCCAGAACGAUGUUCUCUUGUGGCUCCGGAGGCUGGUAUCGGUCUUGCAGAGGGUUGGCUCUCCAGGGGACCAUCUUUUCCUUUUGAAUCACAUCCUCCGUUGCCCGGCUGGCGUCAGCAAAUGGGCUGUCCCGUUCAUUCAGAUUCAGGUUCUGGGCAACCCUUCUGGCGUCUUUCAUUUUAUGCAGUCGCUCGCCUUGUUUAUGUCCCCUGCCAAAAAUCGAGCAGAAUUCAUGUGCCAUAUGAAGCCAAGUGAACGGAAGGCCAGCUCCUCCUUUGGGCAGGAAUCUGGAAACUGGACCUUAGUUGAUGAAGGUGGAGAAGAGGAUGAAGAUCCGGAUACCAGCUGGAUCCUUCUUCUCGAAGACGACCUGAUUGUACUUCUCUCCCAGUUCCCAUUUCAUGAACUGUUCCAGCAUAUUCUUGGCUUUGAUUCUAAAGGUUUCUAUGUUCCUGAGAAGACCACACCCCAUGAGAUGAUGAGGAUCUUUGCCUUUGCAAACUCUUUACUGGAGCUUCUAGCAGUGGGGCUGGAGACCUUUAACCGAGCCCGUUACAGGCAGUUUGUGAAAAGAAUUGGCCGUCUGAUAAGAAUGACCCUUUGCUACGUGAGUGAUCACUGGGCCCAGUAUGUCUACCAUGCAAAAGACCAUCGCUAUGCGUCACAACCUUACUCUGUUGAGAAACUGCAAGUGGAAUUUGAUGAACUCUUUCUGAGGGCUGUUCUCCAUGUGCUGAAAGCCAAAAGGCUGGGGGUGUGGCUGUUCAUGUCGGAGAUGCCGUACGGGACUCUGUCUGGAAACAUGCUGUGGAAGCUUUUCUUUCUCAUGCACUGUGCGGAGAGCGAGGAGCUGGAGAAGUUGUGCUGCACUGUGCAACUCGCAGACUGCAAGUGCCAUCUCAAAGACCCAGCCCACUUGGAGAGCUUCGCAAAGUGUCUGCAAGCCCUGAAUGGCUCCGAGGAGAUCUGCCUGCUGACGACGUUUGCUCAGAUGGCUCAGACGAAACGAGACGAUGCGGAUGAAGACUUUGUGAAGGUCAUUGUGCUGGAGAUCUACGAGGUCUCUUACGUCAGCCUUUCCACGAGGGAAACGUUCUCAAAAGUGGGCCGGGAACUUCUGGGAGCCAUUACCGCUGUCCACACGAGCAUGAUUUCUGUUCUCUUGGAUCGAGUCAGGGAGACGAUAGAAAAGGUCGGCAUGGUAUCCCUUUAUUUGUUCAAAGAGCUGCCCAUGCAUCUCUGGAAGCCCUCUACCCAGGAGGUGGCCCUGAUCCGCGACUGGCUGUUGAAUUACAACCUGAGCGAAGUGGAGAACAAGCUGGCCUGCAUCAUCCUAGAAGGGAUGAACUGGGGACCUUCCGAAAAUGGUCACCUUCAUCUCGAUCCAGCCGUCCAUGCCGAAGUUGCUCUGAUGGUGUUAGAAGCUUAUCAGAAGUACCUCUCCCAGAAACCGUACAGCGGCUUGAUCUCUGAAAGCAUCAAGCAGGUCUCGUACUUGGCCAACGUUGUCCGUUAUGGAGAGACUCCAGAGACCUCCUUUAACCAGUGGGCGUGGGGACUGGUCCUAAGAUUAAAGCUGCACAUGAAUGAUUUUGGUACCCCACAAGGCUGGCCAUCGGCUCCCGUCUCCCGGACAGUGCUCGACCUGGCAGACUCGCCCACAUUCCACCCCCUCUUGAAGGCGGUCAGGUCGGGCCUCCCCAUCGGCUGCUACCUUGCCCUGGCCAUGACGACGGUGGGCCACAGUGUUGAGAAGUUCUGUACUGAAGGGAUUUCUCUCCUGAAUAAUCUCGUGCAGUCACGGCAUCUGAGGACAGUCGUCCACGUCCUGGAUAAAAUUUUACCUCUCUUCUACCCUUGCCAGUAUUAUCUGCUGAAGAACGAACAGUUCUUGUCCUGCCUCCACCAGUUCCUGCAGCUGGACAGUGGUGUUCCGCAAGGGAUGACCCAGCAGGUGACCCAGAAAGUAGCUCAGCACUUGACCGGGACGAGUUACGGUGAAAACAUCAAGCUGCUCAGCUGCAUGAUUCAGAGUCACCUUUUUAUAAGCAGCCAUCCCAACGCCGUUGGGCCCGUUGCCGUGCUGGAGUUCUGGGUGCAGGCCCUCACCAGCCAGCCCCUCUGGCACAAGGAGAAAGCCAACCUCUCGCUGAUGGAUCGCUUGUGCCAGGCAGCGUUUCAGCUCAACCAAGAAGACUGUGUGCAGAAACUGCUCUAUCAGCAGCACAAGAACGCUUUGGGCUACCACUGCGACAAGGGGCUGCUGUCUUCCUUCGUCAGCUGGAUCGUGGCUGGCAACGUUACGCCUUCGUUCACUGAGGGAAAUGCGAAUCCCUCCCAGAUUUGGUUUGCGUGGACUGUCCUGAACAUGGAGUCCCUCUUUGAGGAAGAUUCUCAGCUUCGUAGAGUUGUGGAAAGGGAGUUGGUCGCCGGCUCUCUGACUCCCGAUCAGGCUCUGAAGAAAGCCCAGAGCCAGCUGAAGCUCCCCAUUGUGCCGUCACUUCAGCGCCUGCUGAUUUACCGUUGGGCCCACCAGGCCCUUGCGACACCUGCCGAUCACCCUCUGCUGCCCCUCAUCUGGCAGAAAUUUUUCCUUCUCUACCUUCAUCGCCCGGGGCCACAGUAUGGCUUGCCCGUAGACGGCUGCAUUGGGAAGCGCUUUUUCCAAAGUCCUUCUCACCUGAGUCUGUUAAGCGACCUGAAGCAGCGCCUGAUCGAGGUGGCGGAUUUCCACCACGCAGCCAGCAAAGCCCUCCGCGUGGACGGCCCGGCUUACGGCACCGAGAGCUCACCGGAAAAAGGGCCCAGCAAACCUGACUACCUCCCCUCCCCUGAACUGCAUAAGGAGCUUGUCAGGCUCUUCAACAUGUAUAUCUUGUGGCUGGAAGAGGAAAGUUUUCAGAAAGGCAACAUCUACAUUCCCUCCUUGCCGAAACAAUACGACGCCCACAGGCUUGCCAAGAUAAUGCAGAACCAGCAGGAUUUGUGGAUAGAGUUUGUGGACAUGGAACGCAUUCAGCACGAAUGCCAGGAAGCACUUGACUUUUGGUUUGAAGUCAGGGUAGAAUCACAUGCGGCCUCAAGUACUUUGUCGGUACAAACAGACUUCACCGACCCUUUGUUAGCCAAAGAGAGAAUUCUCAGCAGCUUGAAGAAGUACGACCUGCCUCAGCCCGCUCUUCCUCUCCAGCCCAUGAAAGCGCCCGUCCCAGUGAUCGCCUCCACGAGUUUGGUCAGCCCAAGCGAAGCCCAAGAGCUGGCUCGGGCCAACCUCCGGAUCCUACAGCAACACGCCAAAUCGGCAGCCCUCCGGGAGUCCCAGCAAGUGGCGUUCAACAACGAGAUCUUGGACACACUGCCAAAACUUUUUAGCAAUCGAGAAGAACAAAUCACCCUUUCGCUGGAGUGUCGCGGCAGCGCUGGUAAAGGUUGCCAAGGAGCAGCGCUUGUCACAAUCCAGUUUGAAGGAAAGCACAGGAACGAAGCGGUCGCUCAGCAGCUUCACGUUUUGGAGAAAGAAGUGGAAGAUCUGCUGGCGGAAGCCACCCGGCUGCCUUCGCUCGGUGUCGUGGAAGCCGCAGUUCACAUGGAAAACUUCAUCACAGCCUUAAUAAAUCUUUAUAAACGUCAGCCUGUGCCUGGGAUUCAACGAGUGGGGAUCAAUAUGUUCUUUUCUGUGGUGGAGUUUGUGUGUGAGGAAACGCAGCGCCACCCGCCCACCCGGCAGUUCUUCACCUCCUGCAUUGAGAUCCUCGGCCAGGUGUUCAUUGCUGGAACCAAAUCCGAAUGCUGGCCAGUGCUGAAGACCAUUCUGAAGAACCGGAGGCUCUGCACCCUCCUGUCUCCUUACUUCACUCCGGCUGCCUCCCCGGAGCAGUUUGUCCGCUUGUACGAGGCCGUGGUGUCUGUCCACUGCGAGGACAACAGCGACGUCAUUUUCAUGCUGCUCACAAAGUUUGACCUCCAGCAGUGGCUGCAGAGUUCCAGGCCCCCGCUGUCGGAGCGGACCCGGCUCCUGGAGGCCAUCCACUUGGCUCUCAAGGUCUGCGGCUUUGACCCCGAGGAAGAGGUUCUGAUGCCGUUUUCUAUUUUCUGUAAGCACUGGAUGUCUCUCCUCCGGUACCAGUUUCCCGACCACUACAGCAGCUUCCUGAGGCUACUCAUGCAAAGUUCCUCGGAUCAACUCCUCAGCCCCGAAUGCUGGAAGGCGUCCCUGAAAGCAUUGGGGUGCCCCUCCGUAGCACCUCAAAAAGACGCUGGUAAAGAAGAGGCCAGUGAGAACGUCGCACUGCCUGCUUCUGCGGAGCCAUUUCUCUCAGCGGAACAAGUGGCAGAGACGAUAGAAUGGCUUUCCGACUACUUCGUCAAGCUGCGCUGGUCUUCGCAAGACUUCCAGAGCUUUGGUUUGUUUUCAAAAUGGGCUCCGUACAUCCCCGAAGUAAAGCGGUUUGUGGAGUAUCUGGUCAACCAGCUCAUUUACUCGGAAGUCAGCAGCCUAUCGCGAGAACCAGUGGGAAGCAAGAGGGUUUUGUCAGCACUGCGUUCUUUGCAUUUAGUCAUCACCAAACUCUUUAAGCCUUGGGUGGAAAUUUUAGCGAGAGAAGAUGCAAGCAAACAGCCCUGCUAUCCGUGGUUGGAAAGCGAUGCACCUGUAGCUUCCGAGAUGGUACAGUCCUAUGCCAAGAGCAUAGGCGUGUUGCACGAGAGUUUUAAAGAUAAGCUCUUGCUGAGCCACCGUGGGGCACUUUGGCUGCAUCUGAUGCACUACUGCCAACGGUUCACAGGGGCCAAAAUGCCGGAGCACAUCCUCUAUGCAUUCCACACGGAGUUUGGUUCACUCCCCUGGAAAGAGAUGCACCCAGACCAGCAGCUGAUGGAAGAAUUCUUUAAAGUUGAAAGAGGGAGCCCCAAAAGCUGUUUCCUUUUCCUGGGCUCUGUCUUAUGUGAAGUCAACUGGGUUAGUGUCCUCUCAAGCGCCUGGAGCCCCCACCCACCUCCAGAGACUCACGACAUGAUUGUGUGUCUGCUUUACAUGGUGGUCUUGCUGGCCAAGGAGGAGCAGCUGCUAACCAAGGAGGAGUCGCCUCUGCUCAAUCUGCUUGGCCAGACCAGCUCCCUCCCCUGGCAGCUGGUGAGCAUUUUGUCCUACGAGAGCGUCCUCAGCUACUUCAACAGCCACUAUCCUCCCUCCAUCAUCCUGGCCAAGGAGCCAACCUCUGAACUGAUUGUGAAGCUCCUGAAGGUGUCUGCGGGCUUCGGCGCCUCUUCGGACAGCCACGCGCACCUUGAUGGCACCCUCAAGUGCCGAGCGUACAUCCGCCAGAUGGUCCAUUUUCUAAGCAUCCUGGAACAAAACGAGAAGAUCGCCCUGUCGGCUCUGGAACAGGAGAUGUCAAGGCUGCUAGAUGACAUUGUCCUAUUUAACCCUCCAGACCCGGAAAUGCAAGCUCGCCACCUGGCCCUGAGUAGCCUCUUUGCUGAAGCCCUGAUGAUGCUGAAUCACGCGAGCGUGUCAACAGCAGAGUCCCUCCGGGUCACUUUACGAGGCUGGGUUGAUGCCACGGUGCAUGGCUUAGGAGCGAUGCCACUCUUAACGGCUGCAUGCCAGAGUCUAGCGUCAGUCCGGCAUAUGGCAGAGGCAACAGAGGCCUGUGUCAUGGCCUACUUCAAUGAAGACUCUCCAGUCAGCCAGGAUUUGGGCUGGGGACCGAUCCUGGCCUCCUUGCAAAUCCCCGAACUCACCGCUGAAGACUUUCUGCAGGAGUGCCUAUCCUUGGGCAGUUACCUCACACUCUACGUCUACACACUACAGCAGCUGAACACAGAGCAAACCCUGAACAAUGAAAUGAAAGUGCUGCUGACGUUGAGCAAAUGGCUGGAGCAGGUGUACCCCAGCUCUGCCAAGGAUGAGGCCAAGCUGUUCCUUUGGUGGCACAAAGUGCUCCAGCUGUGCCUCCUCCAGGUGGAGCAGGACGACGCCAUCCUGCUGGAGUCGGUCAUCCGGAUCUUGACCGCCCUGCAAGGCCGGCAGAGCGUGCUGGCCGAAGAGAAGAUCUCGUCCGGGAUCCUCGGUGCUCUGGGUCUGGGCCGCCGAUCUCCUUUGUCAAACAGGUUCCGGGUGGUCGCCCGGAGUAUGUCGGCCUUUCUUUUGGUACAGAUUCCUGUGGAGAAUCGGAUCCGGUUGAGGCCUGGUGUGGAACUCCAGGUCUCCGCCAAAGCUCAACAGGCUCUCCAGGCUCUGGACUCCCUUGCUUUGAACAAACAGUACGCCGAAUUCCAGGAGCAGAUCUGCCAGGCUUCCCAGUUCAUCAAGGACUCUUGCCAUUCUCUUCAUGAUGGGAAUCACCUCCUGGCCAUCCUGCUCAACACUCUGUACCCCGACGUGCAUUACCUGGAUGCCAUACGAUAGCGACAUGCCAGGGCCGGGUGUGUGUGUGUCCUCGCCCCCCGCCUCUUCUUCCAAUCAUGGACUUGGUUUGAGUUUACUUUCAGUCGCGAUGUUGCACAGGUCACUGUCUUUCAUAGGCUCCCCCUUUAUCCAAGGGGGGGGCGGUGGUGCAGGGUGGCUGGGGAAGGGAUAGAAAUAAAGCAGGCGGACUCAUUUGAAAGGAAAUGUGGAUUUCCAUAGUUUGGGUCCUGCUUUAAAAGCUGCAGGGAUUGCUGAAAGGAUGACCUUUCGGCAUGCAGCCUUGAUGGCUACGUUCCACGGGAGGCAGGAUUCCUGUUGAUCCCACAGGGAACUUGCCCACCAGACUUUCCUUUGGCAUCAUACAUGAAGAUUGGAACGUAGGGUUGAGCAACCCUCCCAACACGGCAGGACUGGUCCUCUUCACAGCCCUCUCUCCUGGCCGGGCUAACUCAGGCUGGUGGAUGGUACAGACUCGGAACAUCUGGAAGGGCCGCUGGCUUGCCCACACCUGCUUUCGAGAGAAUCUUGGCUGCACUCGGAAAGUUUUUUUAAAAAAGGUACACGGCCCAGAAUUUGCUAGCAUCCCCCCGUCAGUAUAGCUACAGUCCAUGGUGGCCAGGAGAUUCUGGAAGUUGUAGCAAUGUUUCCAAGCUUUAGAACUUGAUGGUCACCAUUUUAAAAAUAAUAAUAAUAAUAAUACCAUGUAUCUUUGAGUGUGCAUUUUCUGGCACUUUUUGGGAACUGAAGUUUGCUUUUGUGCCUUUUUCCUUUGACUGUGAAAUUUGUGGGCCCGUUUCCGUAUCAUCAACUCAGAAUUUUGGACCAUGCUUGAACUCCUGCUUCAGCUUAAUUCGUUUCCUUCUUCCUGUCCUGGACGCUUUGUGACUGUUUAGUCUGAAACAUGAAUCCAGUUCUGCUCUCCCUACUUAGGUAAUCCUCAUGCAACUUUGCCUUAUUUGUAUAGGUAGAACCUGGGUUUCUUUGUUCAUUGGCGGGAGAGACCUUACCUAAGUUAUAAAGUUUGUUUCCUUAUCAUGUGUUUAGAAUACAUCUAUAAUUUAUUUUCAUCUUGAUUUAGUUACAAGAAGGCAAAACUGAGCAAAGAUUUCAGGAUCUCAGGAGCUUGGAGAAAACAAUUAUGUUAAUUGGGGUAGGAUACAUAAUUAGGAAUGUUGUGUAUCCUGCUAGAGUAGCAAGCUUUUAAGGAUCACAGGAUUCUUCUUGCGUAGCACAGAGUUUUGUGCAGCUCAAAAGCUCGCUGCCUUAUUCUUCAACCAAAAAAAUCAUGUGGAUAAUUUCUCUCGGUACCCCGAAAUGAGUUUGAAUUCCACCCCUCCCACAUCUUGCAAAUUGAGAUUAGAAAGCUGUGAUUCCGCAUGAAAGUGAGUUCUGUAGAAAGCAGUUGGACUCUUUUAGGUAGUAUUUUGGAGACAGCUCCAGUUAUAAAAGAAAGAAAAAAAGCUACGUGGAUUUUCCUGUUCAUGUUUACUGGAUUGAGAUGACCCUCCAGAAGGGUCUCUCUGCAUCUUAUAGGAUGCAGAGCUGUAGUAACUGCUUGAGGUGCUUAUACUUACGGGCGUGUGUGUUGAGAUUUUAAAGCUAUAUUAUGGGGAGGACGGCUUACUGACUAUUUGAUUAUCAUUGCCUUAAUUGAGUGCAUUUUUCUCUUCCUGUCCUCCUUUUGGCAAACACACAUACAUACAUGCGUGCAUUCAACGCAUACUUCCAUCCUACAGAUGCUCAGUUACCUUUGAUGUCCUUGAAAAGUACUGCCUCUGAGACAACUGAGAUGAUAACAUUGUUCUUGUCUUGCCUGGUGGGGAUUUUAUUUGCUGUAGCAAAUCCUGGCAAGCUCCUUGUUGGCACAUUUUGGGAGUUUUCCUUAUUGCAUCUUUGGGAGUUUUUCCAGUUCCAUCCUUACCAACACCAACACCUUAGCUUUGUUGACCUUCAGAGCUCCUGCCUAACAAAUGGUUUCACAACUCUCCCAGCAUCUCGCACUGGCAAGAAAAACGUUAAUCGCCUUCCACGAAUUAAAUGCCAAUGAAUCUCAACCGAAUUAUUGAGCAGUAACUCAUCACAGCCCACUUUUCUGUUUCUUCCUGUACCAAAUGAGGUUGUGGGAGAGGAGUCAUCGGAACUCCCUUUUUGUGAAUUAAAUUUCAUGUUUCCUCGGCUGCUCAGUGCAUUGGUGAAAACCAUCGUUUGUAAGAGAGAGAAUGAGAGAGAGAGGGAGAGUAAAAGUGUGAAUGAGUAAGUGAAUUAGUGGAAAUUUGAUUUAGAGGAACUUUCUGUACUUAUUACUGGAGAAAGAAUUGCUGCUUCAUUUUUUUAUACAGGGAGGGGCCAAGGACGUAAAACCCUUUUGAGAUGUUACGUGGCUCAGUAUUAGGGGGGGGAAAGCCCCAAGCAAAUCAAACCUGUGAAACUGCAGAAAAAUGUGGCUGCUUCCAGCAUAAUCCUUUUAAUACAGGGAAUAUUGGUUUGGGUGUGGAUUUUUCAAAAUAUCUGUUUACAGUGGUUUGCGUUUGCCAAGAGCACCAGAAAUAAAACACUGAAAAACACUGA